Dunckerocampus dactyliophorus (ringed pipefish) is the source of this 1305-nucleotide messenger RNA. RefSeq names its product POU class 2 homeobox associating-factor 2 (gene pou2af2a). Gene Ontology annotation, molecular function: POU domain binding; DNA binding. Lineage: Eukaryota; Metazoa; Chordata; Actinopteri; Syngnathiformes; Syngnathidae. The record is from RefSeq and is a predicted model, not a curated record. The transcript has 5 exons. The coding region runs from base 264 to 1058 and encodes 264 amino acids.
AGAUGCAAAUAGUCCAAAAAACGUCCUUACCAAACAUUUGCAUUUAAACAAAUAGGUACAGACCUUUGAAAAAAAGAUCUCUCCUGAUGCUUGCAGUGUGAUGUGGCGUGUUCUAUGCGUCCCUGCCCUCCUGACGACGUGGCUAAAGCUCCCAUUCAGGCAUUGACUGCCCAACUGUAUUUAGUUACUGUAGGCAAAUACAGCAUCGCAACACAGAGGACUGCGUGUGUGUGUGUGUGUGUCUCUGACUGCUCAACACCAUUAUGGACACCGAAUAUUCCAAGAGAGUGUACCAGGGCGUUCGAGUCAAGCACACAGUCAAAGACCUGUUGGCAGAGAAGCGAUCCCGACAGACCAAUGGGCCAAGAUACAGUGGGGAUUCAACAAGUCCACCUUCUUUAGUCCAGUUGUCAGGAUCUCAUAUGUUGCCAAGCUACUAUGGGAUGAGACGUCCCUUCCUGUCAGACCCAGACCUGGGUCCAUCCACCAAGCAGUUUUCCGCAGAUGUGUACCCAGCCACUUUCGGAGGCAGACCUCUGGGUUACGACUCGUCUACCUUCUCCUCACUCAUUGAUACCUACUACCCUGAGACUUUCUCCGAUUACCGCAGCAGCGCAACCUUCUCCACCUCCGGAGGAUCUUUCCUGCCUUCAUCUCUGUUGCCUCCCUUCAGUGGAGAGUCCUCACAUUUAUACGGGAGAGACUCAUGGGAGCAGUCGGUGCCUGAGACAGUUCCUCAGGUGGAGGCUCUCUGUCCAGACAACCUGGCAUCUGUCAGCGUUCCAGAAGUGCAGCCAAGCCAAGGCUCGUCUGCGGGCUCUGGGUCAUACACACUGCACUCCCUUGAGGACAAUCACUACCACCUUCUAGCCUCCAGCAACUCUUCCUCCUUCCUGUGUCCUCCUUAUAUGAACAGCGAAAUGGUGUCCAAGAUAGCGGUGGAGGACACAGCAAGCAGCCUCUCCAGCCUCCCUCCUGGUGUGGACGCUCACACUUCCUGGGAAAAGGAGGAGGAGGGGAGCUCCUGGUCGUCUUAUGAACUCAGAAGAGCUUACUGACGCUCAUGUAGACAUUUCAUCGGCACUUUACACAGCAGAUGGAUGGACUUUUACUUUCUGCUGCUUUUCAUCAUCAAGAAGACCAAGAAACAACACAGGUGUCAAACUCAAGGCCACAUCAUUUUAUGUGGAAUAAUGUGUGCCGAUCACUCCUCACCUUUUUCCUUCCAAAUGUAUUUCUUCUUUCAGUUUGACAGAAAAAUUGUACUGCAUGCAGCUCUUCUAAACUUAAAUGUUAUCUGAUCAU